AUGGCUGCACUCAAACCUCUUCUUGAUGCCGAAUGUGGCACAACAAACCCGUUGAUUAAGUUAAGCCAAUUCUAUACACGUGAUAAUACACUUGUUACACAAGAUGGUCUUAUUAAACCAGCAACAAAUAAUUUUACUAGUGCGAAUCUAACUGGCGGAAGUAAUGCAACUAUUGAUGAACUUGUUAAUGAAUAUCAUCGGCCUAUAGCAGCACCAAAUACAUUUCAUCUUGAAGGUCUUUUAACCGGUUUACGUUUAGCUGAUGAUACUAUUGAUAAUACUAAUAAACAUGAAUAUGAAUGGACGACACAAUUUCUUGAUUCACUUACAAAUGAUUUUUCAUCUUAUUCAACAAAUACAAAGACAAAUAAUAAUUUUUCAUCAUCGAUGAUACAUCCAUUAUCAAAUCAACAAAUACAAACACCACAACAUGUAAUUAAUGAUUUUAAUAUUCAACAACAAUCACAAUGGAUGCCAUGGAAUGAACAAUCUUAUAUUCCUCCGACUUCAACUUUCUCGCUAAAUUCAAAUCCGACUUUUCUUGAUCAACAACCAUCAAAUGUCGAUGCAGCAUUUGACAACGAUACUGUCAAAGCUGCACAAAAUAUUUUUGCACUUUUACAAGAAACCCAGUUUGCAGCCGAUAGUGAGUUUAAAAAUUUCGUUGAAAAUGUAGCUGGCGGUAUUGGAGAAAAAUCCACCGUCGAUGCCAAGGAGCAAGAGGCUACAGGCGAGACGAAAGAUGUAACAGUAGAUACAUGGAUCAAUGAAUUUUCUAAUGAAUUAUCGAAUGAAAGUGAAUGGCAACAUGAUUGGGCAGCUGAUGCUGCUAAUUUAUCAUCACUAGACGAUCAAAUUCCUCGUUCACAAUCAUGGCUUCGUCAUCUUAUGGAUAAUGAUGAUAAUUAUUCUGAAUAUAAAUUUUCAAAAGCUAAUGUAUUUCUUGAUCAUUCAAAUCCAUUUGAAGAAGGUCUUAAACGUUUACAAGCUCAUGAUAUUGUCAAUGCAGUUCUAUUGUUUGAAGCUGCCGUCCAAAAACAGCCUAAUCAUGUUGAGGCAUGGCUUUAUCUCGGUAUAACCCAAAGUGAAAAUGAACAGGAUGGUCCUGCUAUAUGUGCAUUAAAAAAAUGUGUUGAACUUGAUCCAAAAAAUUUACAAGCUUAUAUAACACUAGCGUCAUGCUAUGCUAAUGAAAUGUUAACAAAUGAAGCACUUGAUUCUUUACGUAAAUGGUUAGCUAAUAAUGAAAAAUAUUCUCAUUUAUUAUCGAACCGUCGAUCACAAACAACAACAACUAAUGAACCAAGAUUGAUCGAUGAAUUGGCCUUUGAAGAUUUACAAGAACUAUUUCUACAAGCAGUUUCAUUAUCAAAUAAUCCAAAUGAUAUUGAUUCCGAUCUUCAAGUAUGUCUUGGUGUAUUGUUUCAUUUGCCUGGCGAUUAUGAUAAAGCAGCAGAAUGUUUCAAUACAGCCGUUCUUGCUAAACCCGAUGAUGCUCUAUUAUGGAACAAAUUGGGUGCAGCAUUAGCUAAUGGUGGUCAAAGUGAAAAAGCAGUUGAUGCUUAUUAUCAUGCAUUAACAUUAUCACCCGGUUUUGUACGUGCUCGUUACAAUCUAGGCAUAAGUUGUUUCAAUUUAAGUGCAUAUAAACAAGCUGUUGAACAUUUUUUAACAGCACUUAAACAACAAAGUGAUGGUAUUGGUCCACAAGGUACCCACGUGCAAAUGUCCGAAAAUAUUUGGCGUACAUUAGCAAUAGCUAUCGGUCAUUUGCAACGGCCAGAUUUAGAACAGAGCGUUGCAAAAAAAGAUUUAACUAAACUACUUGAUGAAUUCCAAAUUGAGUGA
Messenger RNA from Rotaria sp. Silwood2, 1848 nucleotides. The record is from the annotation of a GenBank genome assembly. Lineage: Eukaryota; Metazoa; Rotifera; Eurotatoria; Philodinida; Philodinidae.